Molecule: messenger RNA, 7140 nt
Organism: Brienomyrus brachyistius
Lineage: Eukaryota; Metazoa; Chordata; Actinopteri; Osteoglossiformes; Mormyridae
Product: transcriptional regulator ATRX-like
Exons: 10
Coding region: 150-2969 (939 amino acids)
Source: RefSeq, a predicted model, not a curated record
GCCAUUUUGACGCGUCUUCAGUCCUCCUGGAAGAUGGCGGUCGCGCUUUGUUUGUUUUUACCGUGUUAAAACUUAAAUAUCGUUCGUCAUCGCCGAGUAUUACUGAAAAUAAAGUCUGCUGUUGUAGAGGCGUAGCACGAAAGCUAGAAAUGACAACACAGAUCCGCAGGACCAGCAAACUUAAUACAUUAGUGACAAAGCUUCAUGAGUAUCUGGCUUAUUUAUCUGAUGAAGAAAGUAGUACCCCCAGUCCUGAUGAUUCUAAUGGAAAAAAGAAGAAUGAUGUCACGGACUUAUUCAUCACUGAUAGCCCCAACGAACAGCCUUGCAGCUCAACAGAUAGUGGGAAACACUCGGCACAUUCUAAGAGGAAACCUUCUGUUACCACGAAAAACACUGGAUUUAAUGAAUCUGCUACUUUUAGAAAAUGUGAUGAGUCAUUCAUGAAUGAGUCUAUCCAUGGUUCAGAGAGCAAUGUUGAUUUAAACAGUUUACCUAAAGGAACUGUAGUAGUACAGCCAGAGGCUGUGGGAAAUGAAGAUGAUUUCAGGGGUCCUGAGUUUCGAUGCAAAGGAACCACCAAGCUAAAAAGUGAUGUUUUGCGCAAAAGAGGUGAGCACUUCCAGAUUGUAAGCUGCACUACUUGUGGACAGCAGGUCAACCAUUUCCAGCGAGACUCCCUUUACCAGCACCCUGUACUCAAAGUGCUUAUGUGCAAGUCCUGUUUCAAGUACUACAUGAGUGAUGACAUCAGCAAGGAUGCGGAUGGCAUGGAUGAACAAUGUCGGUGGUGUGCUGAGGGCGGAAACUUGAUUUGUUGUGAUUUCUGCAGUAAUGCUUUCUGUAAAAAGUGCAUUCUGCGUAAUCUGGGCCGAAAAGAGCUUUCAGCUAUUCUAGAUGAGGAAAACAAGUGGUACUGCUAUGUGUGUAGUCCAGAGCCCAUCUUGGAUCUGGUGUCUGCCUGUCAUAAUGUGCUGCAAACCAUGGGACAACUGUGGAGCCAGCAACGAAAAAGGGGCAAACCAGAGAACGAAAAAGCAACUGGAGAUGAUGGAACCUAUAAACACUUCCAAAAGAACAAACCAACGUUUCAUGAGAAGGGAUUCAGCGUCGACAGCCAUGGAUGCCGUCCGACAGCGGUUGCCAGCCGAGAUCUGAUGGUACCAAAAGAACUGGCCAAAAAAACAAAAAACCUUGUUGAGGCCACAUCUGCUUUGAACAAUAUGUUUCUAAAAUUAUUACAGCAGAGCACAGAAAACCAAACAACCAUUGCUGUUAAGUUGAGCCAGCUGAAGGCCUUCAAAGGAGUGUUAGCUGCUCUAAAAAACGUUCACAGUGCCUUGGAGGAGGCUUUGGAGCAGGAAUUUCUAGAGUCAGUACUGCAGAGUGGAGAGGAGACUGUACACGACAUCACUAAUGAUGAAACUCCAAAUGCCAGCUGCAGGCAGAGUACUUCUAAGUAUUCACAUAACCAUGCCGAAAAGGAAAGCAAGAUAUAUCAUUUAAUGAAACUUGCUGAUGAAGUCAGUAUGGAAAAUAUUCGAGAAGGUGCUGUUGCAGAGAAUGAUAGGUUGGAGAAAAGCUCACAAAGCCAGAUUCAGAAAGGCGGUGGAGAGAUGAAAGUCAAAGAGACGACUGAAGGGACAUCGUCCAAUAUUACAGGAUUGAAGCCACCCACAGUGCCGUGUAAAAUGUCUCUUGGUGUUGCCGCUGUUUCACCCAGUCUUCCUGAGAAACAACAGGAGGUGCCCAAAACUUCAGAACAUGCCCUUGGGACAGCACAAAAGGGCUCUUAUAAUUGCAGGACAUUUUUACAGUUGAACCCAAGUCCACACAGGGUUACAAAAAAAUUGGUUGUGAAACUGACGCCUGUUCAAUUGCAAAAAUCUUUUGAAUCUAGUCAUUUUAAGAAGGACAGAGAAAAUAAAAAUGAGGGCAGUCAUGAGGGAGUGGAUUCCACUGAAGGGCCGUCCAUGGAGCACGUUCUGCCGAUGGAAAAUGAGCAAGAUAGUAGGCGUUUACCAAAGGUGAAGAUCACGCCUUUGCGAAGGCAAGUGGACAAUAAGACCAGCCUGACAUGCGCACAGGCUAACAGUGACAGUGAUGUUGAUGGGGACACGCAAACGAAAGUCCAAGAUGAGUAUAACAUGGCAAAUGGGAAGAAAAAGGGCCGGAUGGUCCCUACUGUCCUCCUACAGACACUUACUUCAGAGGUAGAGAGUGGUGCUGAGGAUGGUCUGCAAAUAGUAAAGAGGAAGUGUCUAUUUGGACUGAACAGAAAUUCCCUGCAGCCUCCUGAAAAGGCAAGCCUAAAACGUAAGCGGAAGGUUAGCUUAUGCGACUCUGAACACAGUGAAUUCACUACAACUAAGAACACAGUGAAGAAAAGGAGACCCAAGAGUGAUUAUACUUCCAGUAAUGAAUCAGAUCUUCAGACAGGGACUGGUAACCCGGGGAAGCGUCCCGUACUUAAGAAUAACAGGAAAAUGAAUUACACUGGAAAUGAUUUAGGUGCACAGGAAAAAGUUUUCCUGAAAGCAAUGAAGACUAGAAGACCUACAGUAAACUCUAAAAUGUGUCAGCUUAAAGUGAAGCAUUCAACAGAAGAUUGUGAAUGUUCUUCUUUUGACAACCAUGAUGAUGAGGAAAGAAUGUGUACAAUUGAGGACCCUGUUGGCAGUGCUGAUCAAAAUAUGAAACCCAUCACAAAACGGACAAAUGUAUUGGAGACCGGCAUUUUCCACCAGGUGUCAGAGGAUGAACCAAAUGUUCAAGCUGGUUUCAUUUCUGCAGUUGAUAUUGAUGGUGAUGAUCCGGAGAACCAUGAUUUGAGGAAGGUUGACACACCAACUGUAACGCACCUAAAAUGUGGCAGCAGAGCAAAGCAGCGGAUUACCAAGCACAGCAGCAAAACUGGAACUGCCUGCACUGUAAAGACCCGAUCUCAAACACCACCUCAAAAAAAAUAGCCACCCAGCAAACGCCCUGGCAUCUUGCUCUGUAAUCGGGGAUGAUCACAAUGGCUGUUUCACACAUCUCAUAGUUUGUCUAUGUCAGUAUCACCAUAAACUGCUUUAUAAAGUGCACAAUCCGUAAUGUUCUUGUUAGAAAAUGAGUAAACCAAAGUGGAAACCUUUUUUGGACAGUGCGUCAUUUGGUUUGCGUGUAGAGAUGUAACACUUGUGAUAAAUAUCCAGAUUUCUUUUUUCGUAUCCUUUGUCUCAUUGGAUUUGUAUUCAGUGUUGUGACUUUCUUGUUAAGGCUUUUAUUAAUGUGUGCAAGGUGGGUGUAAAUUCACUAUGAACUCCCAUUACUAGAAUGCUGCAUACUGUGUAGACUGAAACUUUCAUGACUUGUUACUUCUCAGGAUUUGCUGCAGCUCACGUAUGCUGCAUGUGAUCUCCAGUGUUCUACAAAAUUCUACUUCUGUCCCCAGAAUUGUCAUUCUCACUUUUUUUCAAAAAUCAGUUUUAUCUGAAAAACACCUUUCAUUUCCCUGACACUGUUCGCACUAAUUAAAUGAAUGGCUGCAUAUUUAUUUAAAAUGAAACUAAUUAUUUUGGCACACAGCUAUAUGUCCGUUGCACCAGGUAGAAAGUCUAGAUCUGUAGCUCACUAGCCUGAAAAUAUAUCUGAUAUAGCUAGAUAAUUGCUUGAAAGCCAAAGACACCAAGCACAUUGUUUUCUUUUCAAUCUUCUUUUCAUUGAUAAGAAAAUUAAACAUGCUUUUCCACAGACAGUGAAUGCAUACCAUCUAGCAGACUGACGGAUUAAGGUUGUGAACAAACAGUUGGCGAACGCUACUUACAGGUAGCUAGCUACCAAGCUAGUAGCAUGUUUACCUAGUUGGCCAGUAGUUGAGAUACUGUUUUUUUUUUUUGUAUAAUUUCUUAAUUUCAUUUUUAACCAACGCAAUGAUCAUCAAACUGGAAAAAAGUAUUCUUGUUAUAGCUGCUAUCAUGUUGUUUUUUAUUUUUACCUUUUAUGAUCGUUAUUUUUCCUCGACUUUUCUCCAUGUGAUAUUUCACAGUACAUACUUUCUCGCAGUAUUUACAUGAUCACCUGUAUUUUAGAAUCUAAUCUUUUCUUUUGUGCUUUUCUGAUAAAUGCAACCAGACAUGCCUUUCAUAUUGAAGGUUACUGUAAUGUAAAUUCAUUAAGGUAUUUAAAUAUAAUUUGUUUGUAUGCAUUAUUUGGUAGCACUUAAAUCUGUAAAUGGAAAACUCCAUUAGGUUUUGGGAAUUUUAUUGUUUUUGUUAAAUUGUAUAUCAGUCAUUUCAUUUGUUUUUCCAUUGCACCUGUCUGAAGGAUUUUCUGGGGAAACUAUGGUCAUAGUCGUCUGUCUUAUUUUCUGUUUCUUGGGUGGCCUAUGAAAUGUAAGUCACCCACACCUGACUAAUGAUGUUUAUUAUGUUGCUGUUUAUGAUCUCUUUGUAAAAUGCAGUUUUUGUGAAUAGGCCCAACAGCAGAUCCUUUUGUUACCAUUAAACAGAUAGUUAUUGUUUAAUUCUGGGAGGUCUUUAAAUUACUGUAAAUAUAAAAAUGGACAGUUUCUUUAAUACUAACGUAUCUGUCUAGAACAUUUAGUUCUUUGUUGGUUAUAAUGGCAUCCUGUUAGAAUCAACAGUUUGGGCGAUGACAGUUUGACAAUUUUUUACUGCAGUAAUAAAUGAAACCUCAAUUAAUACUUAUUUUAAUACAUUUACUGAAAUGUCUAUGCAGACAUGCUUAUUUCUGUUUCUUAACUUGUUUAAACUGUUGUUUUCUAGGCGGUGUACCUGACUGAAAUGUGAUACAUGACCUUUCACUCCUCGUGCAAUAUGAAAGUGGCGUCUCUCUCUCUUUCCUGACUUUGACCUCCUAUAGCAGCUUACAUGGUCAUCUGCCAUUGAUGAUGUUCUUUGAAUGCGCAGUGCUUAUUUAAUGGUUAGGGAGUCGAUUUUCCCAUGUGCCAAAGUCGAAAAGCGCGUAGUCGCAUGCUUUUUUCACUUCUCACAUCAGCUUAAGUUUAGGAUUUAUGCGCACGUAGGCUAAAUAUGCACUUUGGGUGGGGAACCGCCAAAAGCCUCACACGUUAAUGACCCUCACACACAUUCUGCCACUGACUUAAGCACUUUUAAUUGCAUUUUUCACUGUGCACUCUGGAGGGCUGUAUUAAAUGAUGCACCUCUAGAUGGCAAAACACAAUAUUGCAGUGUUUAGAAAGCUGGAUGGGUAAAAAAAUUUAACUUUUUAUUAUAUACAUUUAGAAACAAAUCUUACAAUCCAAAACGCAUGUGAAGAAUUACAAAAGAUUUAUGAUACACAAUAGUAUAUAGAAGUACGUUAAUGUAUAUAAGUAUAUUAUUGUUAGGCUAGAUUUACUUGACAUCUGCCUUGUCAACAUGCCUAGUAGGUGAGUAAAUCUGGCUAAAAGACUCCUAAAUUAAAAAAAAAAAUGUUUCAAUUGAAAUGAAUCGCAUUAUACAACUUCAUUGUCUAAAAUGUCAAUUUUGCCUCUGGGCUUAAUCAGUUGCAGAGUAAAACAAUUUUCAGUACAAAACAAUUGAAGAAAUUAACGUACAUCUUGUUAUACUAAUUGAUUGUCUGCUGUGGGUUGCAUCCAAUAAAGUUGAAAGAUUGGAAAAUAUCUAAUUUUGUGUUAUUUGAUCUUAAAAUUACAAUAAUACUGUGUAUUUGGGAAAAAUAUGUUUUUAAAUCAGAGCUAUGAAUGACUAUGAAUGCAGAUUUAAAUUGGGUUCACAACAUAAACAUAAGGGGCCAUUUUCCGCAUUUUGCUUGUUGCCAAAAUGAGAAUAUAAUCUCCUUUUCUUGCAAGAAUUAAAAGUUGCAUGGACAUGCCAUCUUUUUCAAGUUGCACGUGUUGGGCGUGACUGUUCUGACGAAGAGUACACAGAGGAGCAUAACUCUUUAAGCAUUUUUUUGACUUGCGUGCCUGAUGGAAGAAUACACCCUUAAAUGAAUAGCAUUAACUUACUGCCAAAAGUAACUAAAUCAGUUUUAAGUUAUGUAAAUUCAAAAUCAGUCUUGAAAUUUGGAUUUGGCAUUCUUUAGAAUAGACAAAUUUUGAACAAAUUUCAUAACCAUGGUAUUCUCACUCCCUAAAAAUCUUUUUAGCCUAACCUCACCCAAUAUAUCGGUUUCCAGAGUUGCUAUGUUUAAGUGUAUGUUAAUGUCAGUUGUAAUAAGUAUUACGAUAGUUUUUUGGGUUUUUUUUGUACUGAUAGAAAAGUCAUAUACAUUUGUUAUAUGCUGCAAUGGGACAGUCUUUUCUUUUACAUGGACAUCUCAAAUCAAAUACUUCAAUUUGUAUGCUAAUCUUUUUCUAAUUAUUUUUAAUUCUAAUGUCAUGAUGGAAAUAACAGGUGUAAAACUCCAUCUGUGGAUUAAUAACAUGUCUGUCUAUCUAAUCUAUUUAAAAGUAAAGUAUUUGUGUUUUUUCGGUUAAUAUCUCUGUGAUCAUUACAAAAAAUAUAUGAAAAUGCUGCAUAUGACACAAUUAUGUCUUAUAACCUUUUUGCAAAAUGAAUUUUACUCCUCCCAGAGGUUAACGAAAUAAACCAUUGUCCAGAGUAGAUGGUGACAACUGUAAUAUGAAUGCAUAUAUGAAUACCCAUAGGCGUUUUUAAAAAUAAAAACUAUUAAAGUUUAUUUUAUUGCACGGAUUUAAUUUUCACUUUAACAGCCCUAAUGUGUUCAAUUGCAUAUAUGCACCAUGUAUAUAGCUUACAUGCAUAUAUUGUAUAGUGAAAAGUUACUGUAUAUGUAUACAAAUACUGUUUUUCAACAGUGUUAGCAUGCUUGUAUGAUUUAGGUUAAAUGAAGAAUGUCAUUUGCUUUUGAGACAUGGUCGAAUAUUUUAUGAAGUCUGUUACUAGAAUUCUGUUGGUAUUUGGAUUUUGAAAUUUAACAGCUCGGUUCCAUAAAUAUUAUUUGAGGUAGUAUUAUACAAGGUGCAGUCCAGGUUUGUGCAAGGUUUGAGUGAAAUAAUUUGAGCUAAUCUUACAUUAUAAUGUGUAUUUCAUAGCAGCAUAUAUCCUCAGGAGAGACUUUCCUGGGUAUUUCUUCACAUGUUGUAUUCGGUUUUUCCCUGCAGUUAUUUCUGAACUUUUAAAUAAAGAUUAAACGGUAAACAUGCAA